AUGGAAUUGUGUUCCACAACUCUUUCUUUCUCUUCUUCCACUUCCAUUCUCAAUUUUCAGAGCCCAAAAUUUCCUAAAAGGAAUUUCUGUGAGAAAAUUUCAAACCCUACAUUACCUAAACCAUUUCUCCAGAUACAUGGUAAACCUCAUACACUAAUUUAUGAACAAAACUCAACAAGACUUUCUCCUAGAACAUACAGACCAUCCAUAUCAGCUAAAUCCGGAAAACAGAGUUGGGAUUUAGGAAGAUUUAUAAAAACAUUAUACUUCUUCAAUGGACCUCCAUCUCCAGCUAAGUUCUUUGACUUUCUAGUUGGGAAACUAUCAAGUCCUUCCACUAGUGAAUCGGUUAUGGGGACUUCGGAUAUUGUUCUUGUUGCUGGAGCUACUGGUGGUGUCGGUCGAAGAGUGGUUGACGUGUUACGAAAGAAAGGAAUUCCUGUUCGAGUUUUGGUUAGAAAUGAAGAGAAAGCAAGAAAGAUGCUAGGCUCAGAUGUUGACUUGGUUGUUGGAGACAUUACAAAAGAUAGUACUUUGAUCCCUGAAUACUUUAAAGGAGUAAAAAAAGUGAUCAACGCCGUUUCUGUUAUUGUUGGCCCUAAAGAAGGAGACACUCCGGACAGAGCAAAAUACAGCCAAGGAAUUAAGUUCUUUGAGCCAGAGAUAAAAGGUGAUUCACCUGAAAAAGUAGAGUACAUAGGAAUGAGAAAUUUGAUCAAGGCCGUGAAGAACAACCUUGGACUUCGCAGGGGAAAGUUAUUAUUUGGAUUUGAAGGUGAAAGUUACAGGGAGCUUUCUUGGGGCGCUUUAGAUGACGUGGUAAUGGGUGGAGUUAGUGAAAGUACUUUUCAAAUUGACUCAAAUGGUAGUGAAAAUGGUGGACCAACUGGGGUUUUUAAAGGUGUUGUUUCAUCGGCAAAUAAUGGUGGAUUUACAAGUAUCAGAACAAAGAAUUUUUCAGAACCUGAGGAUCUCUCUGCAUAUGAUGGUUUGGAGUUCCGUCUAAAAGGCUUUAACACAGAGAAAGGCAAAUGGCAAUUGAUUCAAUUGCCAUUUUCUUCCCUGAGGCCCAUAUUUCGAGCAAAAACUGUGUCUGAUGCUCCGCCAUUUGAUCCCAGCAACGUUGCAUCACUGCAGCUCAUGUUCAGCAAGUUUGAAUAUGAUGGUAAAUUGAACGAGACUUUUGUGGAAGGUCCGUUUGAGCUUCCAGUAUCUAGCAUAAAGGCAUAUAUAAAUGAUCCAAUAACUCCUAGAUUUGUACAUGUGGGCUCAGCGGGAGUUACCAGACCAGAAAGGCCCGGACUUGAUCUAAGUAAACAGCCUCCUGCAGUUCGAUUAAACAAGGAACUUGAUUAUAUCCUCACAUUUAAACUAAAGGGUGAGGAUUUAAUCCGAGAAAGUGGCAUUCCAUAUGUGAUCGUGAGGCCUUGUGCAUUAACUGAAGAACCUGCUGGAGCUGAUCUAAUCUUUGAUCAAGGAGAUAAUAUUACGGGUAAAAUAUCAAGGGAAGAGGUUGCUCAGAUGUGCGUAGCAGCACUUGAAAGCCCUUAUGCAUGCGAUAAAACAUUCGAGGUCAAAAGUGUUAUUCCAUUUAGCGAACCAUUUACGGUGGAUCCAGAAAAUCCUCCUCCAGAAAAAGACUAUGAUAUAUACUUUAAAAACUUAAAAGAAGGCAUAACUGGAAAGGAAGCCCUUCAACAAAAUCCUAUGCCUGUUUAA
Vicia faba (fava bean) is the source of this 1719-nucleotide messenger RNA. The record is from the annotation of a GenBank genome assembly. Lineage: Eukaryota; Viridiplantae; Streptophyta; Magnoliopsida; Fabales; Fabaceae.